AUGUUCCCGCUGGUGGCGUGGACGUUCAUUACCACAAUUGGCAUCGACUUCAAGAUCAAAAACAUCGACCUAGACUCGAAGCGAAUCAAGCUGCAAAUCUGGGACACGGCGGGGCAGGAGCGCUUUCGCACCAUCACCACUUCCUACUUCAGAGGUGCACAAGGAAUCCUUCUGGUUUACGACGUGACGGACAAGAAGUCCUUCAGCUCCAUCCGGAACUGGGUCGCGCAAAUCCAGCAGCAUGCGGACGUUGCCGUAAACAAGAUUUUGAUCGGCAACAAGUGCGACAUGGAUGAGGACCGGGAGGUGAGCAGGGAGGAAGGGGCGCAGCUGGCAGCCGAGUACGGCAUACAGUUCUUCGAGACUAGUGCGAAGAACGAUAUCAACGUCGAGAAGGGGUUCAUCACCAUAGCGAGGGAGGUGAAGGACAGGCUCAUGGCAGACGGCCCCAACCCGGGUUCUCGCGCCUCGGGUAACGUUAACCUCAACGCACAAGCCUCGAAGAAAAAGGCGGGCUGCUGCUGAGGCGGCGGCGGCAGCUACGGGUUUGUCUGGGGCAGGGGGGUCCUGCGGAGAGGACCAGGACGGGGAAGGGGGGGCCCGGGGGUAGGGAAGCUUUUGUGCUGUCUCCUACGGCAUACCACGGCCGAACAUCAUUUGGUUUCAUUUGGUGGGGCGCGGCUCGGCCGGAGGAUGGGGGUGGGGCUCGGAUUCGGCGUUGGGUACACCCGCUGCGUGUCCUUUCCUGCGGAUGCGGCUUGGAAGGAGGAAAGACACGAAGCGAUUGUGUGUGUGUGAGUUGGGUGGUGGGGUCAGGCCCUGCUGCUCGAAAUCCAACACGACGCGCAGCGAGAUUCGUGGGCCAUUCAUGGAUGGAUGUAAGAGCCAAACUGUCCGGACGACGGGAAUUGAGUACCGGGGGUGGGGUGGGGAUCGGGUUGUUUAAUGGUCAAGGUUUGAAUUUUGUCGGGCUGUUCCCGGUAGUAUUACAAGGUAAAGGUGUCUUCUGGCGACGCCCGUUGGUUGAAUUGAAAGCGCAAAUCUGCACUGGGGGCCGUCUCCCUGUGCCCCCACCAGACAGUCUACCUCGAGCGUAGUACCGAUCGCUUAGUUGGGUUGAAUUGAGGAGCGCAGGUGCAGUGGGCUGCCGUAGAGAGAUUUGGCGGGGCCGGGAAUGGAAUGGCCAUCUUCGUCAUCUUCGUCCUGCACCACUUGCACGCGAUGUAUCUAAGGUAGAUUCUCAAACCCAUGGUUUUGGUUUUUGUCUAUGUUAUCGACGAGACUAGGCUAUUAGUACUGUAAUGUGCCGGUGAAAUCGGUGUCAUGUUUAACGCAGGAGGAAAAAACAAGGAAUGCGCAUUGAAAGUGUUUUGCGUGGCACAGGACUGGAUUUAUAACUCCCGUUUGGGGUCCGUUUUUUUUUUUUCCGGGAGGGGAUCAGGGCACGCGAAAGGUGAUGUUCGGUGUUGCCAACUCUCCCCCUCGUUCCCCCCUCCCCCCAUGAAGUAGUUGUGAGGGUCGACAAGGGUAACUGUUUCUACUCGCCACGUUUUUUUUUUUCAGGUCGGUCGAGAUACAAGUAUGUCCACAAUCGGUUGGUCUUCUUGUUUGGCUUCAGGUGCGGAUUGAGCUAGCUUAAAAAGGGACCACACCUCGUUGCCUAUCUCCUCCCUCUUGCAUUGCACCGAGAGGAAGAAAAAUUGGUUGGUGGAAAAAUGGUGCCGAGAUAGCGCACGAAACAUGGCAUAUUGCGGGCCUUGCCACCCACGAUGCGACGUGUGUUUGGGAGCGAGCUACACCAGCAGUACAGUGCUAGUAGCGGUCCCGGUAUGAUGCCGGUGCGAUCCCAGCCGAUUUCACCGGCAUUAUUCCGACCGGCUUUGUACCAAGACCAAAGACUGCUUUAGUGAAGUGCUUGUUUGAGGGAGGAGCCUAUAUAGUUUAGGUGACCCCGGUGGAGAAAGUGCCUGUGGGGGUACGCAACGACGCAGGUUUCAUAGAACACGGCGUCACAACGUGCGAGGUGUGUCAUGACAAGAGAGUGGCAGAGACGUGGCGAUCAGGCGAUGCAUGAAACAAACAAACGUGAUCGUUCUUCUUACAGACGAAAGGUGACUUGUAUCGUAUGUUCGCGGAGGAAUCAAUUGUUCGGUCAUGUGUCUUGAUGUUUUGCUCGCGCACGUGUAAGUGUAGCUCACACUCGGUCUGGAUGAAACGAGGUUGUUCACCAAAAGUC
Messenger RNA from Ectocarpus sp. CCAP 1310/34, 2236 nucleotides. NCBI's taxonomy places the organism in Eukaryota, Phaeophyceae, Ectocarpales, Ectocarpaceae. The record is from the annotation of a GenBank genome assembly.